GGGAGAGUCGCCAGAGGGGGUGGAGCUUGGGUGUCUGCAGAGGCCAGGGAUGAAGGGUGGGGCCUCUGUCCAGGAGGCGGGCAGGGUCCUCAGGUUGUGACCCUGAGUGUCAUUGGAAGCUUGCAAGGUUCAGGGGCCUGAGGGGCGGGGCCGGGCCCAGGGAGGGGCUGCCCGGAGAGAACCAGCCCUGAGCCUGAGCUCUUGGGGCUGAUAUCUCCCUUCUUCGGCAGAAUAGCCCCGGUGGGGCAGAGCCCGACCCCCGCCCGCCGCUGCCUCCGUCCGCCGCCUCCUCCCCCUCGGAGCUCUUAGCCAGCCCCCUGCCGCGGGAGUGAGGGGAAACACGGCUCCCCUUCCCCUGCUCAGCCUGCAGAGGACCGAAGACCUGGCCUAGGCAGGGAGCCCGAGGGAAUGGCCCCAGGACCCCGGAGACCCCCCUGGCAGGAGUCACUGACAUUCAAGGAUGUGGCUGUGGACUUCACCCAGGAGGAGUGGUGCCUCUUGGACCGUUCUCAGAAAGAUCUGUUCAAGGAAGUCAUGCUGGAAAACUCCCAGAACCUGCUCUUCCUGGGAAUUCCAGUUCUCAGAGAAGAUUUGAUCUUCCAUUUCGAGGAAAGGGAGGCAUCAUGGAUCAUGGAUAAGAUAGAUCCAAGGAGCUCCUGUCCAGACACAGACUCCAGGUUUGAAGUGAAUGAGACUACUGCAAGGCUGAGCAUUUCUGUAGAAGAAUCUCACCCGCAAGGAUUCAUGAGUGGUGGUCCCUGUGACUUCAAUUUGAGAGAAAUCUGUGACUCAGAUAUUAAGAUAGAGAAAAUUCAAAAUAGUUACUGUAAACUUGAUAAAGACAGAAAGGAUUUCAAACAAUAUUCAGUACUAAUUCAGUGUAAGAAACUGGCCUCAAGAAAUGCUUGCUUUCAGUAUACCAAAGCUAGGGAAUGCUUUACUGAAAAGGUUAGGCUUAUUCAGUCUUCUGAAAAGCCUCCUGAAAUACAAAUGGAUCAGCAGGAAAUGGCAUCCAGCUUGAGUUCAGACCUCACUAGAAAUCAGAAAAGUUAUACUGGAGAAAUGACUUAUGUAGAGAAUGAAAGUAGGAAGUCCUUCAGCCAGAACUCAAAGCUCAUUAACCUUCAUAAAAUUCACACUGCAGGGAAAAAUUAUAAAUGUAAUCUAUGUGGACAGGCUUUCACAAAUAGGUCCAGUCUUGGUAUACAUCAGAGAAUCCACAGUGGAGAGAAACCAUAUAAAUGUAAUCAGUGUGGAAAGGCUUUCACACAGAACAAUAAUCUUUUGAAACAUCAGAGAAUCCACAAUGGUGAGAAACCUUAUGAAUGUAAUCAAUGUGGAAAGGCUUUCACACAGAACUACAGUCUUGCUCGACAUCAGAGAAUCCACACUGGAGAGAAACCAUAUGAAUGUAAUCAAUGUGGAAAGAAUUUCAGAACAAGAUCUAGUCUUCAUGUGCAUCAGCGAAUUCACACUGGAGAAAAACCAUAUGAAUGUAGUCAGUGUGGAAAGACUUUCAGAACAAGAUCCAGUCUUGAUCUUCAUCGGAGAAUCCACACUGGAGAGAAGCUUUUUGGUUGUAAUCAAUGUGGAAAGACUUUCAAAAGAAGAUCAAGUCUUCUUGAACACCAGAGAAUUCACACUGGAAAGAAACCUUAUGGUUGUAAAGAGUGUGGAAAGACUUUCCGAACAAAAUCAAUUCUUGUUGAACACCAGAGAAUUCACACUGGAGAGAAACCUUAUGAAUGUAAACAAUGUCAAAAGGCUUUCAUAUCCAGCUCUUGUCUUGCUAAACAUCAGAAAAACCAUGCUACUGAGAAACCUUAUGAAUAUAAUCAAUGUGGAAAGACUUUGAGAUGCCGCUUUGAACUUGCUAAAAAUCAGAAAAUCCUCCAUGGAGAGAAAUCUCACAAGUGUCAUGAAUGUGGUAAAGUUUUUCAUGAGCACGCUUCCCUUAUUGCACAUCAGAGAAUCCACACUGGAGAGAAAACUUAUGAAUGUAAUCAGUGUGAAAAGGCUUUCACACAGACCUCCAAACUGGCUGUGCAUCUAAGAAUCCACACUGGAGAGAAACCUUAUGAAUGUAAUCAGUGUGGAAAGGCUUUCCCAUAUAGGGCCAAUCUUGCUAACCAUUUGAGAAUCCACACUGGAGAGAAACCUUAUGAAUGUAAUCAGUGUGGAAAGGCUUUCACAGAGAACUCCAACCUUGUUGCACAUCAGAGAAUCCACACUGGAGAGAAACCUUAUGAAUGUACUCAAUGUGGAAAGGCUUUCCGAAUAAGAUCCAUUCUUGUUGAACAUCAAAGAAUUCACUCUGGAGAAAAACCUUAUGAAUGCAAUCAAUGUGGAAAGGCUUUCAGAUCCAGCUCCUGUCUUGGUAAACAUCAAAAAAUACACACUUGAGAACCUUACGAAUAUGAUCGAUGUGGUAAAGCCUUCAAGUAACAGUCAUCUCUCAUUUCCCAUCAGAGAAUUACUAUUAAAUAUGAAUUUUAUCACUAUAGUGAAUGAGGAAAGACAUUUAAAUGAGAACACAGGUUGUAAAACAUCAGAAAAUUUGUUCUGGGUAGAUGCUCUAUAUGGACACAAUGGGGGAAGACCUUCUUACUUUAUAUCAGAGGAUUUGUGGUGAGGAGAAGCCUUAGGAAUUUGCUCAAUGGAGUCAUGAUUUUCUCUGGAACAAGGAGAUGACUAGACAUGAGGAUAUUCAUACUGGAAAGAAGGCUUAUCAAAGCAAUGCCUUUCGUCAAUGUCAAGGUCUUUACAUAGAGCUUAAAGAUGAAUAUACAUUGGAGAAAUCAUCCCAGAGAUAAAACUUAUGGAUCUAAGUAAUGAGGUAAGGCCUCUUUCAGUAUAGACUUUGUUAGGCAUCUCAAAUUUCAUGCUGUUCAUAAAUGCCUGUAAAUAUAAUGAAUUUUUCUUUCAAAAUCCUAGUUUUAUUAUUACUCCCUAAUAAUAUUUCAUAGCUUUCAUAUACCAUAAAUUUCUUCAGCAAGGCCCUAAUCAAUUCAUUUUGUUCCCUGUUCUUUGGCAACACUAAGUAUCCUGAUAUAAGUAUUUUGAUAUCUAUCAGACAUCUAUUUCUGUAACAGUUUCUUUAAAUAAUUAGGUAGCAUAGUGGAUAGUAUGCUGUGCCUGAAGCCACAAGUCCUGAGUUCAAAUUCAUUCUAUGACACUUACUAGCUGUAUAAUUCUGGGCAAGUCACUUAACUUAUUCCUGCCUGAUUUUACAUCUGUAGAAUGGGGAUAAUAAUAGCAACUACCUCCUAGGAUUGAUAUGAGGAACAAAUGAGAUAAUAUUUGUAAAGAGCUUUGCAAGUAUUAAGUCACAAUCAAAAGCUAGUUAUUAUUUCUUGGGCUAUAAGUCUUAUAGUAGACCUAGUGGACUAAAAUAUACGGACAGUCUAUUCACUUUUAAUUCAAAUUUAUAGAACAGUAUAGAGAAAGGUAGUAAUUAAAAUAGGUAGGGCAUUAGGUUCUGAAUCAGGAAGAUGGGUUCAAAUCCUGCUUCAAAUUCUCUCUAGCUCUGUACUUUUGGGAAAGGAGCAACUAAAAAAUAAGCUUGAGAAAUUGAAUGUCAGGUACAUAACAUACCCCCAAAAGUGAGUAUAAUAACCAUGGUUUUGAUAAGUCUAAAGACCCCCAACUACAGGGCCAGGAUUUAUUAAUCACUACAAAAUGGUAAAAAAAAAAAAUUGGAAAACAGUCUGCCAGAAACUAGGUCUCACAUUAUACGCAUAUGUGUGUGUGUA
Trichosurus vulpecula (common brushtail) is the source of this 3752-nucleotide messenger RNA. RefSeq names its product zinc finger protein 260-like. Bases 409 to 2403 code for a protein of 664 amino acids. Gene Ontology annotation, molecular function: DNA-binding transcription repressor activity, RNA polymerase II-specific. Gene Ontology annotation, biological process: negative regulation of transcription by RNA polymerase II. The record is from RefSeq and is a predicted model, not a curated record. Lineage: Eukaryota; Metazoa; Chordata; Mammalia; Diprotodontia; Phalangeridae. The transcript has 5 exons.